AAGAAACGGCCAUACGCCGGCGGGCACCGUCAUUCAAAUCAUCCGGAUCCCUUCAACGCCCUCCCUCGGUUCCCUCCCACAUCCAGGCCAUCCAUAUCUCCCCCCGCCCUUGCUCCGCUCCCCGCCGCUCAUUCGCUUUUUGCAUCCCGUGCCGCCACCACCUGCGCACCCAGCCUCAUCCCCUCGUGUUCGCCAAGCCCUCGGUUGCUAAGGGCCCCGCGCAUCCCCGCAGUGCGCCAAGCACCGCCCGGCAAUUCAUCCUUCACUCCUCUCUCUCCUCCUCCAUCCAUCACUCCAUCCACUCCAUCUCUUCUUCUUCAACAUCUUCCUUAUCACUCGCUCCAUUGAUAUCGUCUUCCACCUCCGCCUUUUGCUCCCUACACGAGACCCCGCCUCCGCCCCCCCCCCCCCCCCCCACUAUCACCAUGACCACCCCCAUGUCACAAACAGCGGCCUCUCCAGCCACUAUGCCAGACGCCACGACUCCCAAGGUCCACCUCCGUGUCCUUAUCAUCUCGGGGCAAUAUCACGUCUACUCGUUUGAGCCCGAGACGACUGUCGGCCGUGUUAAAGAACUCAUUUGGAGCAUGUGGCCUUCUGAAUGGACCGCACCAGCACAACCAACCGCCCCGUCAAGGCUCAAGGUUCUCUACUCUGGUCGAGUGCUCGCCGACGACUCCACGUUGCUUUCCAACAGCCUUCCAGUUUCGGCCUCGAACGAAAACCCAACAGUCGUCCACUUGAGUGUGCGCUCUUUCAGUAUCAACGAGGCAGAAGGUACGAACCUCAACCCGUAACAGCCAGCUGAUCUCAGACGACAAGAAGCACAGUGUCAUCAAGCGGACGGCCACCCGCUCGUCUAAUCGGCCAGCACACGCCGAGGAAGAAGUUGGCGGGUGCAAGUGUGUGAUCCAGUAAAUCAUGCCUCCACUUGGACUUCCUCCGGCAUCGUUUCCGCUCCGUUAUACCCCUCGUCGACGCCCCGCACAUUCCAU
This is a messenger RNA of Cutaneotrichosporon oleaginosum, 995 nucleotides long. RefSeq lists its product as uncharacterized. The record is from RefSeq and is a predicted model, not a curated record. NCBI's taxonomy places the organism in Eukaryota, Fungi, Basidiomycota, Tremellomycetes, Trichosporonales, Trichosporonaceae. Gene Ontology annotation, molecular function: protein binding.